UUCGCUGCCGGGCCGGUUCCUCCUGCCAUGUCGGCCUCCAAAAGAAAGAGCAGGGGGCGGCGGCCCCCCGAGAGCGGCUCCCCCAGCGGCCCCCCGGAGCCGGCGGAGCGGCCCCCUGCUCUGCUGACACUGGCUGCUGCUGACUUCUUGGAAAAAGCAGAUGACAAAGUUCCUACAAUGUACAGAAGAGUCCUUGUGCAACUAGGACUCAACAGUAUGAAAUCAGCAAAUAUAUGCAUCGGUCGACCAGUCUUGCUUACCAGUACAGAUGGGAAACAAGAGGUCUGUACAGCUUGGCCAAUUGCAGGCUUCCCAGGAGGGAAAGUUGGCCUGAGUGGAAUCACUCAGAAGAAUCUGCGAGUGAAACCUGGUGAGGCAGUCACUGUUCAGCCUGUGGUCGGUGCAGUGGUGCAGGCAGAAGAAGUAGAUGUGAAGCUGAGGGACAAAGACGCCUGUAUUAAUGUUGAAGACUUGUCUGCCUGUCUUUUGCGAAAUCUAGAUGGGAAGAUAGUUUUGCCAGGCAACCUUUUGCAUCUCACAUUCUAUGGCAAACCUUGCAACUUGAUGGUGACGAAGGUGAAAGGAACGGAUGGGGCCCUGCUGAAAAUGCAGAGAAGUACUGUUUUCGGUGAAACACAAGAGCCAGUCCUUGAGAAGACUGACUUGGAGACCAGUGCUCUAAACUUGUCUUUGCAGCUCAGAAAGUUGGACAUAGAAGACAACCAGGAAGGAGAAUCUACCAGCACUCCAUGCAAACCGAUAGCUCAAAGUUCACCAGUUACUUCAAAUACUGUGGAGAUAGGGGGUGAGCAGGAUUAUGACCGGACAGAUGAAUUCUGUGAUGAGGGGAAUGUCAGAGACCUUAUUGAUGGUUCUGAAUCAAUCAGAGACGAAGACAGUGUGAGAUUGCCACCCACUGGCAACACUGGAGCAAAAUGCAAUUUGGAUACAUUUUACUUCAUUUCUUCAAGAACUAGAGUCAAUUUCAUGGAGAAUCGGACCAUUGCAACAGAAGAACCUUACCUAUCUACCCUUACCUAUGACAUGAUAGGUGGUUUAAGCAGCCAGCUACAAACUAUUAGAGAAACAAUUGAACUGCCCCUGAAGCAGCCUGAAUUGUUUAAGUGUUACGGAAUUCCUCCUCCUAGAGGGGUGCUACUGUAUGGCCCCCCAGGUACUGGGAAGACCUUGAUUGCUAGAACUGUUGCAAAUGAAGUGGGAGCCCAUGUUACAGUUAUUAAUGGUCCUGAAAUUAUAAGCAAGUUUUAUGGUGAGACUGAAUCAAGAUUGCGACAGAUAUUUGCUGAAGCCUCUCAACGUCGUCCAUCAAUUAUAUUUAUUGAUGAGCUGGAUGCACUCUGUCCGAAGAGAGAAGGGGCUCAGAAUGAAGUAGAAAAAAGAGUUGUAGCUUCAUUACUAACAUUGAUGGAUGGCAUUGGCUCAGAAGAUAGUGCAGGGCAACUUUUGGUACUGGGCGCUACAAACCGUCCACAUGCACUGGAUGCAGCACUACGCAGACCUGGGCGUUUUGAUAAAGAGAUAGAAAUCGGGGUCCCCAAUGCCCAGGACCGAUUCGACAUCCUCAACAAACUUCUUAAUAAAGUUCCUCAUCUGUUGACAACAACAGAGUUGGUGCAGCUGGCUGAUAGUGCACAUGGCUAUGUGGGAGCAGACUUGGCAGCCUUGUGCAAAGAAGCAGGUUUGUGUGCUUUGCGGAGAGCACUGGGAGAACAAGCUAACCUGUUAGACAGUGAGGUGGCUGGGUCAGUGAUGAUUACUCUCAAUGACUUCCUGCAGGGGAUGAAUGAUGUCAGGCCCAGCGCCAUGAGGGAGGUGGCUAUUGAUGUGCCAAAAGUACUCUGGUCAGACAUAGGAGGACUGGAAACUGUCAAAUUGAAACUGAAGCAGGCGGUGGAAUGGCCCCUCAAGCAUCCUGAAUCCUUCAUCCGAAUGGGGAUUCAGCCACCCAAAGGAGUACUACUUUAUGGACCUCCUGGAUGCUCAAAAACAAUGAUAGCGAAAGCUUUGGCCAAUGAAAGUGGCCUAAACUUCUUGGCGGUGAAGGGACCUGAAUUGAUGAAUAAAUAUGUUGGUGAAUCUGAACGAGCAGUGAGAGAGAUAUUCAGGAAAGCCAGAGCUGUGUCACCUUCCAUUCUUUUCUUUGAUGAAAUAGAUGCCUUGGCAGUUGAAAGAGGGAGGUCUUCAGGUGCUGGGAACGUAGCAGACCGUGUCUUGGCUCAGCUGUUAACAGAAAUGGAUGGGAUAGAACAGUUAAAGGACGUGACAAUUUUGGCAGCUACAAACCGACCGGAUAUGAUAGACAAGGCUUUGAUGAGACCUGGACGAAUUGACAGAAUCAUCUAUGUGCCCUUGCCAGAUGCCAAAACUCGUAGAGAAAUCUUUAAACUUCAGUUUCGCUCAAUGCCGAUCAGUGGUGAAGUCUGCUUAGAGGAGCUCGUCCUGCAGACACAGAAGUAUUCAGGAGCAGAGAUAACAGCAGUCUGCAGAGAAGCAGCCCUUCUAGCCCUCCAGGAAGAUAUACAGGCCAAAUGUAUUAUGGGACGACAUUUUCAACAUGCAUUGAGUAUUGUGACCCCUAGAAUUCCUGAGUCGCUAAGACAGUUUUAUGAAGAUUAUCAGCGGCAGAGUGGACUACAUACACUUUGAGAAAUUAAUAUGUGCAUUUUCACACUCAUUGUAUGUAUAUGUGUGUGUAUAUAUAUAUAUAUAAUAUACACACACACUCAUUUCACCUGUAUACAGCAAAUUUUCUUUACAUUCUUGAGAGUUUAGGAAUUUCUUAUUGUAAAUGGAAUGUCUGAAAUGAACUCCAUUGCAGAAAUUUCAUAGUAGAAGUCUUUUGUGUUGAUUAUGAACUAUGUGAAUGCAGUGAAAAUGGUUGAAAAUUUUGUACUUUAUAAUAAAAUGGUAUAAUCUGCAUUAUUAUAAUUCAGAUUGCUGGUUUAAAUCAGUUUUAUCUGCAAAUACAUAUCAGUCUGGAAAAAAAAGAACUCUCGAUUCAGUAAUUUUUAGACUGAUCCUUGAUCAUCUCCUUGAAAAAAUUUGCAACAGCAACAAGCGUCCCUACAGUCUUAAUCUUUGUGUGUCUGGUUGUCAGUUCUGCACGAAGGAGUAACACAAAGACUGGGAGUGGCAUGAAUACAUGCUGAAAAAUAUUCUGAAAUCUUUGAUUUAUGACAUUCAAAGAAGUUGCCAAACAAGCCUGCCAAACAUUCAGCUUUCCUCUCUCCCCCUUCUCGCCCCCCCCACACAAAAAAAGUUAAGGUGUUCCUAAUUGAUCACAGCACAAUGUUUAACUUCAAGUCUUGUACAUCUUCCCUUUGCUUAUAUUAUAAGGUAGGAAUAUAAAUUAGAAGGGUACAUUAGGCUUGUUAUAAAGAUUGGGAAAAUGGACUAUUUCUAAUUCGUGGUUAAUUUAUAACUGUUUCCAGAUGUCAGAGAGAGAUUUUUUUUAAUUAAAAAAAAAAUCUGAAUAUCUUGUUGAUUGGGAAAAUUGUGUAUUUCUUACAGAUCUAUGUACAAUUUUUUCUCUUUAUAGAGAAAAAAUUGCCUUGGUGGGUUCUGAGCUUAUAGGUGGAUUUGCUUGCCUCAGCAGCCCUCAGUUUGACCACUUUUGCUAAUGGCUCAAACCUGCCAUCCACUCAGCUAACCUCAUCACUGGCCAUCAUGGGUCAAAUGGAGAACAAUCCCCACAGUCUCUAUGUCCUACCUAAUGGGUCAGGGACAGGCCAGAUCCCUUUCCAAUUUAGACCUUCCCUUCUGGUGUUUCUCACAGACCAGGUCAACUUCUCCUGUGUCCAAUCAGGAGUUGGGCCGAUGAGGGGAACCUGGGCCCACACUCUACAUCGGUUUCCAGCCCAGGGCCUUGUGAAUAGCAGCUGUCUACAGUGUUCCCUGUAUUAGUUGCAUGACAGCUACAACUCUCUGGGCUACUUCUCCAUGGCCUUGCCCAGCACCUUCUUUAUCCUCACUGCAGGAUCUUCCUCCUGAAGCCUGAUCACACUUGAACUCUUCACUCUUCCAGCAGCACACACCUCACUCCCUGCUCCUUGCACACCCACCUACUAACUGAUGGGAGGUCCUUUUUAAACCAGGUGUCCUGAUUAGCCUGCCUGCCAUAAUUGAUUCUAGAAAGCUCUUAAUUGGCUCCAGGUGUCUUGAUUAGCUUGCCUGUCUUAACUGGUUCUAUCAGGUUCCUGAUUGCUCUAGGACAGGCCCUGCUCUGGUCAGGGAACAGAAAAUUGUUCAUCCAGUGGCCAGUAUAUUUGCCUUCUACCGGACUCCUGUACCCCACAGUCUGGGUCUGCCACAACAUAUAUGUUGAUAUUGGUAUUUUAUCUGAUAUUUAGUCUACCAAGCACUGUACCUUGAUCUGUAGGGGACAUGUAAAACAUAAUGGGAAAAAGUUGAGAGAUGUUUAUUACUUCUUGAUACGGUGCAUGUGAGUAAAACUUGAAAAAAUGUGCAUUUAAACUGGACCACUAAAAAUCUUUGAAAUUUCCUAGAAAAUCCAAUGAGUAAAAAUACCUAGUUGAUAGAACUGAUGCAAGUGGCCACAAAAAUGGGGGGGUACAGAUACAGAUUUUUAAACCUAUUUCAUCACUGAUUUGUUUACUGAAACCAUGGCAGGUCGUUUCUUGGACAUGUAUUCUUGUACCUUCAGUAAACAAGCUGACCAGGUAAAAUUACUUGCCGGAUAAUGAGCUAUUGUAUACCAGAUAUGACUAGAAAGGCAGAUCGAUCGAAAGCAAUAAUUAAAAGGGGGGGGAGCCAAAAGGUGAUAAAAACUGAAAGGAUCUGACUUUAUUUCAACAGGUAAUUGCAUGGUUUGGCUAAUGUUUCUUUCAGCUAAGCGGAAGACCCUUCGGGGUCAAAGCAUUAGCCAAAUCAUGCUGUUACCUGUUGAUGUAAAAUAGUUUCAGAUUUUAUCACCUUUUGGCUUAUUUUUUGGAUUUAUUGUUGGUUUUGAAGAAUUUGGCUUCUUAUGGUAGUUCGAUAUUUGUUUAUGCAAGAGUUUUAUGUCUGUUUAUGUCCACACCUUCUGUUCUUUUUAAAGAAAUAAGCUUUUGAUUUUGUUCAGACCAUUUCU
This is a messenger RNA of Mauremys mutica (yellowpond turtle), 5110 nucleotides long. RefSeq names its product spermatogenesis associated 5 (gene AFG2A). The record is from RefSeq and is a predicted model, not a curated record. The transcript has 16 exons. NCBI's taxonomy places the organism in Eukaryota, Metazoa, Chordata, Testudines, Geoemydidae. Gene Ontology annotation, molecular function: ATP binding; ATP hydrolysis activity. Bases 28 to 2667 code for a protein of 879 amino acids. Gene Ontology annotation, cellular component: cytoplasm.